This is a messenger RNA of Glossina fuscipes, 1907 nucleotides long. Its product is annotated as protein NASP homolog. Gene Ontology annotation, biological process: CENP-A containing chromatin assembly; DNA replication-dependent chromatin assembly. Lineage: Eukaryota; Metazoa; Arthropoda; Insecta; Diptera; Glossinidae. Gene Ontology annotation, cellular component: nucleoplasm. The record is from RefSeq and is a predicted model, not a curated record. Gene Ontology annotation, molecular function: histone binding. The coding region runs from base 237 to 1712 and encodes 491 amino acids. The transcript has 6 exons.
UCUUCUUCCAAGCGUACGCAAGAUAAAGCAUUGUUUUGACAAAGAAUUUCACGACAGUUGUGGUUUUUAUGCAAAUUUUCGGAUAUAAAGCGCAUUUCGUUGCACAUUUUAUUUCACGAAUGAAGGUUUAGGAAAGUGUUUUAUUAAUUUUAUUGUGUAAUCAAAUAUAUAUUUUUAAAAAGGGAUUAUCUUUUUCUUAUUAAAGUAGAAAUUAUAUUUUCAAGAAAAGCAUUAACAUGUCCGUCAAUGAAGAAAAAUCUCCAGUUAAGUCGGUUAACUCAGAUGUAACAUUAAUUGAACAAGAAAGGGCGAAUAAAAUACUAAAAGCUAAAGAACUAUAUAGUCACGGUUCGCGCAAUUUUCUCGUAAAAUCCUAUACGGAAGCCGCCGAUGAGUUGAGUCAAGUAUGCGGUUUUUAUGAAGACCUUUACGGCGAGUUAUCGGACGAGCUGGGAAUGCCUUACUUGCUUUAUGCAAAGUCAUUGAUAGCUUUGGCUUUGGAUGAAAAUAAAGUUAUCGAUGUCCCUGAUGAAGACGAUGAAGACGAUGAUGAUGACGACGGUGAUGAUGAUAAUGGUGGUGGUGAUGAGGAUCAGUUAGUUGAAAACUCAACAAAGGUUACGGAAAACAAAGAAGAUAUCGAGACCUCAGUAAAAGAUACGAAAAAUAAUAAUGAAACUAAAAUAGUUAACAAUGAUCGGAAAUUGCCAGCCGUUGAAGAAAGCACCGAACCAGAAGCAACUAUCGAUUCUACUGAUGACGUUGAAAAGAAAGAAAUAACGCAGAGUGAGAAAUCUUCUGUAGAAAAGACUAAAGAUAAUGCAGAUAAAUCCACUGAAGAAUCGCAAGUAAGCAGCACAGAUGACGGUUCCGAAGAUAAGAACGAUGUUACGGCCACAGAAGUAGUGAAAACCAAUGGAGUUUCGGAAAGUUCGUCAAUUAACGAUGGCGAAAAACCUAGCACUUCAAAUGGUGAAAAGACUAUUGAAAAUGGCGAGGAUAUAGAAGAGGAUGAAGCGGCUUCUAAUCUUCAACUGGCCUGGGAAAUACUUGAGUUAGCGGCAAAAAUAUUUGAACGUCAAGGGGAACGUGGCCUCGCCAAUUUAGCCGAGGUACAAACGGAAUUAGCAAACAUUGAAUUUGAGAAUAAUAUCCUGGACGCCGCACGUGAAGACUACCACAAAGCAUUAUCAAUUUACAAACAGCUACCGAAUAAUUAUCGCCGUGCCAUGGCCGAAAUUCAUUACAAAAUUGGUUUAAGUUAUCUAAUGCAGCAGCUGAAUAAAGACGGUUCGGGUGCCUUAAAGGAAGCCUGUAAAUUAAUUGAGGAUGAAAUCGCUGAAAUUAAGAUUAAAACUGAAAUCAAUGAAAAAGAUAAAAAUAAUAUUGAAGAUAUGGAGGAAACUAAACAGGAAAUAUGGGCAAAAAUUGCAGAAAUUGAGGAAGCGCAAGCUCAGAAUAUCGCCGAAGUAAGAGCGGCAUUAGAUAGUUAUAUAAAACCACUUCACAGCGUUGAUAGUGGUGCUGGUACGUCAAAAGCUGGUUCUGCAGAUGCCACCUCGCCCUUGCCUUCAUCCUCUACCAAUUCUUCAACGGCCAUUACAUCAUCAGCCAAACCAACGGACAUUUCACAUUUAAUAAAGCGUAAAAGACCGGAAGAGCCCACUUCAGAAGCAGAAGCUGCCUCGCCGGCAAAACGUCCAGCAUUGUAAAUGGUUGUUCAAUUUAAAAACAACCUCAUUCCAAUAAACGGGGAGAAUAAUAAAAAUAAGAAGGAAAAGAUACUAUAAAUACUAGACUAUAUAUACACAUUAAGUACAUUUCAUUAGCGUCAUGUGUUUCUUUGCAUUUCCAUCUAAAAAAUGAAGUGAACAUGUUUUUUGUAAUAUUUUUUUUUUUUUUUUUUU